This is a messenger RNA of Elgaria multicarinata webbii, 4101 nucleotides long. RefSeq names its product DNA polymerase iota (gene POLI). The record is from RefSeq and is a predicted model, not a curated record. The transcript is spliced from 10 exons. Gene Ontology annotation, biological process: translesion synthesis. Gene Ontology annotation, molecular function: DNA-directed DNA polymerase activity; damaged DNA binding. Lineage: Eukaryota; Metazoa; Chordata; Lepidosauria; Squamata; Anguidae. Bases 293 to 2347 code for a protein of 684 amino acids.
GCUCUUUCUCCUCCUUUCUUGCCUUCCUCCCAACCCCUGCGCGCUCCCCUCUAUUGAGUGGCCUGGCAAAGCGGAUUACCCACUCCGGUUAAUAACUAGAAUCCACUUCCCUUUAGCCUCCUGGAGUAUUGGGAAACUGGAGCCUACUCUAAAAGAACGACACGACUGGGGUGGGAUUACGAUCAAGGGGACUUGAUUAGCUUGUCAUCAUGGCAAAGGGGCAUUAACAGGAAAUACUCCACACCGAAUCAUUGUGCAUCUGGACUUGGACUGUUUUUAUGCGCAGGUGGAAAUGAUCUGCAAUCCUUCAUUAAGGGGCAAGCCUUUAGGUGUUCAACAAAAAAGCACAGUAAUCACCUGUAAUUAUGAAGCUAGGAACGUUGGGCUCAAGAAAUGCAUGUCUGUGAGAGAAGCAAAAGAAAAAUGCCCAGAUCUGGUGCUAGUUAAUGGAGAGGAUCUGACGAAAUACAGAGAAAUUUCUUAUAAGGUUACAGCAUUAUUAGAAGAAUUUACUCCACUGGUAGAAAGGCUUGGAUUUGAUGAAAAUUUUGUGGACAUCACUGACAUAGUAGAAAUAAGACUGGAGCAGUGGAAAAAAGAGUUUUCUACAAUCUCUUGGUCUGGCCAUAUAUAUAAAAAUCAGACCGUUGAUUUACGUAAUCCAACCCAUAGAAGAUUAGCUGUGGGAUCGCAGAUUGCAGCAGAGAUGAGAGAAGCCAUGCACAGCAGACUGGGCCUUACCGGCUGCGCAGGAGUUGCCUCUAAUAAAUUACUCUCCAAAUUGGUGUCUGGGAUCUUUAAACCAAACCAACAAACUGUUCUUUUGCCUGAGGGUCGGCAGGACCUGUUGGCCAACCUGGACCACAUAAGGAAAGUGCCUGGUAUUGGCUUUAAAACCGCAAAGCGCCUUGUGGCGCUGGGACUCGGCACUGUCUGUGAUCUCCAGAUGUGUUCAGCUGGAAUACUAGAGCGAGAGCUGGGAGUUCUGGCAGCCCAGCAUAUCCAGAAACUCAGCUGGGGGGAAGAUGACUCCCCGGUCACCCCAUCGGGGGCCCCUCAGUCCCUUAGUGAUGAGGACUCCUUUAAAAAGUGCUCUUCUGAAGCAGAAGUGAGAAAGAAAGUGGAAGAACUACUAGCUAAUCUUUUGGACAGGUUACGUAAGGAUGGUAGGAAGCCACAUACAAUCAGAUUAACCAUUCGGCAGUUUUCUUCUGUCAAUAAAUGGCCUAAUCGGGAGAGCCGUCAGUGUCCUAUUCCAUCUCAUGUGGUCCAGAGGAUCAGAACAGAUGACUCCAACGUCAAGACAUACCUGGUUGCCAUCCUUAUGAAACUGUUCCGUAAGAUGGUCAGCGUGGAAGUUCCUUUUCAUCUGACCCUUUUGAACGUCUGCUUCUCCAACCUCAAGGACCCUCCUGCUUCUGCCAAGCAGUCUAUUGGGUUUUAUUUAACCCGACCAUCAACUUCUUCUAACAGUGAGAAACGUGUUCAUAAAAUGGCAAAUAUGAAUGCACAAUAUGCAACUCCAGAAGGUCAGAUGGACACUUGUGAAGUCUCACCAGGGGCAAGAAAUGCACAAGGUGUCAAAGCUUCACCAGAGACCCCCGGCCUCCCAAAAGCAACUGGCGUUCUUGAAUUUCCAAUUCACUUGCUUCCUGCCGGCGUUGACCACAAUGUGUUUAAUCAGCUUCCGAAGGACAUUAAGGAGGAAAUCAUAUCUAGCCACAAGGGGGAAAGAGAUAAUGCAGCCACUCUUUUGAGCCAGACAUUGGCUGCCUUGAGUGAAGAAUCGUUAGACGGGGCACAAGACAAAACCAGCCAUGCUUCUUUGCAUUCUAGAAGCACCCAUCAAAACCAUUGCUCUUCCCCACUUUGUAAUAUUACAUCCACCAGUGAGGAGCCGCCACUAGCUGUAUACGCUUGUACUUCCAAACAUCUUGUCCCUCAACACCAUUCUCUUGAGGCUGCUGAAACGGCAUCAGUCACUGGCUGCACAGAAUCUGUGGAUGUUAAAAAUUCAUCCCCCACACUCUCUCAGCCUUCUCUUCUCUGGGCCUGUAUUCCGGAAGGGCAGAAAUACCCGGAUGGGCCUGGCCUAGAUGGAGAAGCCUCCCAUGAUGAAAGUUGGAAAGAAGGUCCCAAACUGGUCCUUCCGCCUACUGUUGAUCCCAAAACAUUUUCCGAGUUACCUACAGAGAUACAGAAGGAACUGUUGGUGGAAUGGAAGGGUCGGGAUCCUGUUUCCAAAACGCAGGCCAGCAAAAGCCAUGACAGGCUCAAAAGGCAAAAGAAAGGGUUGCCUUCGCCCUCUCAGUCAAAUAUUUUAUUGAGAUAUUUUAAACCACAAUGAUUACUGUAUAAACCUGGGGCAGAGAUUGCGAGGGUAGGGUGCAACAUCUCUGACACCACAUGGGCAGCAGAAUCUCAUGGUUGAGCUCUAAGAUGGCACCAUUCCAGAAAGCGAGGUGUGGAGAAGCCUCCUGGUUUUGAAUUCAUUCUCCUUUUAAGAAUUAACAAAACCUCACCAUGCAGGUAACAGUCACAUCAGUGGGAAAGGUUCUAGCCCAACUUUAUCUCUGACGCGCGCUUCUCUGCACGGCAAGGUUUUGUUUCACACAAGGCAGCAUUCAAAAAUGCAGUUACCCCCUUCACCCUUGUUCACUGAAGUGAUACAAUCCCCGGAGACCUCAACCACAAAAUGUUGCUGAUUAUUUAGGUGAGCUCUAAAACCACUUCCCCCCUCUAAAAUGUAAGUUCGUUAAAAUUUUGAAAGCAGGCAUAAGAAGGGGGGAAAGUGGAGAGAUUAAAAGCGUCACGCUGCUCUAGCAACGGAUACUGUGACGGUCGGUUUUUUGGCCUUUGGAAAGGCAGGAACAUGGAGGAGGGGGGAGGACCAGGAAGAGCGCAUGAUAACAGCAUAAACUAGAAGAAAGCAACUCGUAGGCCACAUACGUGUCUCUCACAUGCACACACACGUUGCCCAUGACACCCCCUGCAACUUCAUGCUGCUACAGCAGAGAAGGAGAGUGACAGGCAAUCGUGCACAUGUGCAACCAAACCACAGAGUGUGGCAGCUAAAACGGGCCUUCAACACGACACUCUAGGGGGUUGGCUCCAUGGUUUGGCCUCCCUGCUUGCCUGUGUAUCCAACUGCCUCCUGACUGCGUUCCAAGUCUUUCUCUAGCAGCAGGAGAAGGUCAGCCUGCCUUGAAGUGUGUGGACAGAAACGUGGACAGAGACUAUUCUGGAUCCAGACACUCCCAUGAGAGACAAUGCUUAAGAAAGCAGGGCUUCAGCUUCCAUGCUUAAAUAGGUUUCGUUAACACCACAAAUCUGGGUUGUGCUAAGCUAAAUGGAGUGUGCUGUGAACCAUGUAAUAAUAAGACUGUAAAGUCUUCUAACAAAUAAAACUCCUUCCCCCUACUAUCAGGUCCUCAUUCUGGAAUUAUUCUGCUCCUUAAGGAGCUUUGAAACUGAGAAAUUUUUAGUUCCACCUGUUCUUACUUGGGUAGGGUGACCAUAUGGAAAGGAGGACAGGGUUUCUGUAUCUUUAACACCUGUCUAGAAAAGGAAAUUUCAGCAGGUGUCAUUUGUAGGCAUGCACCACCUGGUGAAAUGCCCUCUUAACCACAAGUGCUGCAGGAGCCCUGCCCUCUUAACCAGAUACAAAAGAAGGCAGGGCUCCUGCAGCUUUAACUGUUGUGACGGAGAGGGGAUUUCACCAGUGCUACAUGCAUACAAAUGACACCUGCUGAAAUUCCCUUUUCUAUACAACUGUUAAAAAUACAGGAGCCCUAUCCUCUUUUUCAUAUGGUCACCCUACACUUGGGUGCUUUAGUCAUGGAAAAUUUUCUAUAAUCGCCAGAUAUGUGAUUGCCAUACGGCUUUUAAAAAGACAUAAACUUUGCCCAGGAUGACACAUGAUAACCUGUAAGGUAAGCCUCGUUUCUUCCCUUUUGAGGGUUUUGAUUGUAGUUAUUAGCUGUAAUGAGAGCUUUCCGUACAUGUGAAGCAGGGUUGUUAUUUUCUUUUCCCUUGAGUAUAUUUGAUGGAAGUAGAACAUGGGGUUUUGAACCUGAUAAACACUGCAAAUUAUUCAUACUU